Branchiostoma floridae (Florida lancelet) is the source of this 2114-nucleotide messenger RNA. RefSeq lists its product as uncharacterized. Gene Ontology annotation, biological process: negative regulation of gene expression. NCBI's taxonomy places the organism in Eukaryota, Metazoa, Chordata, Leptocardii, Amphioxiformes, Branchiostomatidae. The transcript is spliced from 4 exons. Gene Ontology annotation, molecular function: nucleic acid binding; transcription corepressor activity. The coding region runs from base 99 to 1748 and encodes 549 amino acids. Gene Ontology annotation, cellular component: cytoplasm; nucleus. The record is from RefSeq and is a predicted model, not a curated record.
UCGCGAUGAUUCAUGAAUCCAUCACAGAACUAACCGUAACUUUUUUGUGAACAGGUGCCUUACCUUCAGCAUGGGACACACAGACACAGAAGGGGGCGAUGGGUGAAAUCCUUUCACAGUGGAAACCCAAGAAUGAUGAUGAUCAGAGGUCAAUUCUGGUGUCCAAUAUACCACCCACCCUAGCAGAUGACAAGGUGAUGAUCCACUUCCAGCGGUCAUCUCACGGUGGGGGAGAUGUGAGACAGGUCAGGAGGCUGUCACCUUCACAGGCCAAGGUCAUCUUUGAUGAUGUGAAAGUCAUCGACAGGGUUGUUGCUAGGAAACAUGAGCUGGAUGGAGUGACCCUGCAUGUCGAGGCUUGGUCAUCUUUCCUGGUCAGGGCGCAGGAGAUGGACAGAGCCAAUUUUGAAUGCACAAUGUCAGGAGCAGCCACUUCUACAUUUUACGGUGGGUCAGCAUCUAGAGAUAAAGAAUCAAGGAGGGACCAACCCUUGCCUACUCCAGAAGGAAGCACAGGACCUGGUAGCACAUACACGUUGGCAGAUAGUGACACGUCUGAUGAUGAUGAGGAUGAUGAUACGUCUGAUGAUGAUGAGGAUGAUGUCAUCAUUCAUCACAUCAAUAACAGCAAGAAUGGAAACACAGUACGACUAGUAGAGCCUGUAGAGCCAGACAUAUUAUCUUAUAUCAUCAAGGUGCACAAGGCAAAAAUCAUCACCAUAGCAGAGAGACAUAAGGUUAGUUUCGGUCAUAAUGAAAAGAGAACAGUGGUGCAUUUCAUAGGGUUGAUGAAGAAUGCUAUAGAUGCACUUGAAGAUUUCAUCACAAUGUAUCAGGGUCUUUUUGGCAAAAUCAAGUCUAUUUCCCUUGAUACAAAUUUGCAUGGUGUCAAAUCAGAUGUCUGUUCAUAUGCUGUAGAAGUUGUGCAGAAAUCUUCCCAAACAGUGUUCAUUAAGAACACAGAUGGAAAGAUAGUAUUCAUCGGAGAUGAGUCUGAGGUUCGCUCUACAAGAGCAGAAAUUUGUUCCAUCUUGAAUAUCUCUGAGUCAAGGAGAAGGAAACCACACACAAGCAGUGCUCCAAUAUCGCCUACUGUGCUUGGACCAGGCCAAGGAAGUGCAACUGCCAUCUUGUCUAACCUUAGCUUAGGAGAUAAACUGGUCUUCUUAGAUAAGAUAAAAGGCAUCCAGAUCUGUGUGGUGGAAGGCGACAUCACCCAGCAGAAAGUUGAUGUAAUAGUCAAUGCAGCUAACAACACUCUGAAUCUGAACUGGGGAGUGGCGGGUGCUAUAAGCAAAGCAGGAGGGAUCAGCAUUCAGGCAGAGUGCGACUCACACAUGAAACAAAGAGGCUACUUACACCUGAAGACGACCGAGUGUGUGUGGACUUGGGGAGGGAGUCUUCCCUGCAAGUAUGUUAUCCAUGCAGUCGGCCCGAUGUACAGUGGAACGUACGGUUCGCAGAGAUGUCAGCAGGAGCUCCAUGAUACAUGCCACAAGGUGCUCAGAAUGGCCUCUGAUCUGAAGGCUGGGUCCAUUGCUAUGCCUGCCAUCGGUUCAGGAAUGCCUAGUGACCUUUGUGCUGAGUCCAUGUUCAGUGCCAUCACUGACUUCAUCGAGAAUGUCAACCCCAAGCAUAACAGCCUUGUCGAUAUUCGCAUCAUUGACAAAGACAGAAAGGUAGCUGAAGUCUUUUGUAAGGUCAUCGCCAAGAUGCUUGUGAGAUUCCAUGCAAAUAAGACAGCCUGAUCCUCAGUAUUUGACAAGAGUGAAGGAGGAACUGGCGUCAGACAGAAUCAAGUAAAUUUCGCACAAUUUAGUGCAUACUCAUGGUCUUACAUACAAUUGCUCUGUAUGUUAGCUUCUAAAAAGAGCAUUUUUCAUAAGCUGUGAUGGCAAAUUCCAAAGCGGCAGCCAUGUUCACUGUGAUAUUACGAGUAAACAGUUAGUAAAAGAUGAACUAUUUGUAUACAUAAUGAAAUCAUCUGACAACACUGUACAUACUACAAAAACUGUGUGAAUUCAUAUACAUUUGUUUCAAGAGAAGGAAAGAGACAUGUAAAUUGUAGAAUAGCAUAGCAUUACAUAUUUGGAUAUUUUGUAAACGAUAGAUGU